Messenger RNA from Drosophila suzukii, 1177 nucleotides. RefSeq names its product mitochondrial transcription factor A (gene TFAM). The record is from RefSeq and is a predicted model, not a curated record. Gene Ontology annotation, molecular function: transcription cis-regulatory region binding; DNA binding, bending. Gene Ontology annotation, biological process: regulation of transcription by RNA polymerase II. NCBI's taxonomy places the organism in Eukaryota, Metazoa, Arthropoda, Insecta, Diptera, Drosophilidae.
AUUUACGAAAAACCAGGUGGCAACACUUGGCAAGAAUGCCGCAUUUUUUACGUAAAACUUAUUUUCCGUAAAUGCAACAAGUUCUCCGUGCUGCUUAACUGGAUAAAAUCGAAUCUUUGGAGCAGCAUUACUAACUAACUACUUAACGAAGCCGGAUCACCAUCAGGACCAUGAUCUACACCACCACGCGGAUGUCCUCGCGCGGCGGCCUCAUCGGCUCGCUGAUCAACAAAGUCAGGCCCCUCGCCGCCGCCAGCAUCAGUAACUCCCUGGUCCAGUCGAAAACGCUGGAGGAGCAGGUGGGCCUGCCGCCGCGGCCCAAGAAACCCCUGACUCCCUAUUUCCGCUUCAUGCGGGAGCAGCGACCCAAGCUGAAGGCCUCCAACCCCCAGAUCACCACCAUCGAGGUGGUGCGCCUGUCCAAGAACUGGUCCGACGCCGAUGCCCAGCUCAAGGAGCUGCAGGCCGAGUUCAAGCGGGAUCAGCUCUACCUGGAGCAGCGCACCAAGUACGAUGCCACGCUCACCGAUGAACAGCGGGCCGAGAUCAAGCAGCUGAAGCAGGAUAGUGGACGCCAAGGAGCGCGCCAGCUGCGCAAGCGGGUCAAGGAGCUGGGCCGACCCAAGAAGCCCGCCUCCGCCUUCCUGCGAUUCAUCGCCAGCGAACGCACCAACACCCCGCAGGGCGCCAAGCAAACCUAUCGCGAGUGGCACCAGAAGACCACGGCCAAGUGGACCCGCCUCUCCGACUGAAAGGAGGUGUACAUGCAGGAGUCGCGCAAGGAGAUGGAACUGUACAGAAAAGCGAUUUCCGUUUGGGAGGAAAAAAUGAUCCGUCUGGGCCACAUCGACGUGGUGCGUCAUGGCAAUCUUAUCGACCCUCCUGAGCCAAAGCCACGCAAGACGCAGGCCCCCAAAGAGAAAUAGUGCUAGCUUUGCGGCCACCUUCUGCCAUCACAUCCACAAUUCAUAGUUCACAAUUCAUUUUGUUUUUCGUUUAUCUUCUUUCAUCGCAAAUUGUUAAGGUUAAGGCAUUAAAGAUUAAAUGCUAGCCCGCAUAAGUAUAACUUAGAACCCCUUGUUCCUGAAGUUAGUUUUACGAAAGGUACAUGUAGUAAUUUUUCUGGUCUAUUUUAAUAGCUCCAGCAUUACAAAUAUAAAGACAGUUUUUGACGAAA